ACAAAGCAACAUCAAAAAUCAAACAGCUAUCUAGAGAUUUGUUUUCACGUUCAAAGAAAAAAGGACAAUACCACAAUGCUGAGUUCAUACCUGCUCCUCUUCACAGUUGCCCUUGUGGCUUCUAACUUCAUCUACAAAUUUGCCCAUAAGUACCGCAAUCUUCCACCAGGUCCAUUGGGGGUGCCCAUCUUGGGCUACCUACCCUUUUUGGAUGUCAGCAACCUUGGGGAGGCUUUCAAGAACAUUGCCAAGACUUAUGGCGACAUCUUCAGCCUCCGAGUGGGAACUGAAAUGGCCGUGGUAUUAAACAGCUACGAGUCCAUCAAGGCGGCCUUUAGUAAGACCGAGCUGUGCGCUCGACCCAACACAUUCAUGUUCCGGUUCUUCAGCCAAGGCGAGAACGGGAUCGCCUCCACCAGUGGCGAGAAGUGGGAAGUGCAACGCAAGUUCACCCACUCCAACCUCAAGGCAUUGGGCUUUGGUCAGAACAAGAUGGAGAGCUUCAUCAAGGACGAGAUCCAUGAUCUCAUCGAGUUGCUGGAGGAGAAAUCCAAGGGUGGUCAACCUGUUGAGAUUGGCUACGACAUCAAUGUGUCCAUUGUGAACGUGAUUUGGGCUCUGAUCACAGGCGAGCGGAAGCCUCAUCACGAUCAAAAGCUGCGUGACUUCCUGACCUCGGUGAACAAGGGCAUCGAAUUGGCCUCCACGUCCGGCAUCCUCUUGUUCAUGCCCUUCCUCGUCAAGAUCUUCCCUGAGAGCAUGUUUGGCAUCGACAAGAUGCGCAAAUGGAUGAAACACUCCUACAGCUAUCUGCAAGAAGUGAUUGACGAACACAAGGUCAACCACACGGACGUCAGCUCAAACCAGGAUUUUAUCGACGCUUUCCUCUCGGAAAUGAAGAAGGACGGUGCUCAUCCUUCCUUCAACGAGUUCCAAUUGUUGGUUCUCUGCUCGGAGCUGUUUGGUGCCGGUGGUGAGCCCACUUCCGUCACCCUGAAAUGGGCUCUGCGAUUCCUGGCCCUCAACCCGCACGUGCAAGCCAAGGCUCAAGCUGAGAUCCAGCAAGUGGUGGGCAACAACCGCAUGGUGGACCUGGAAGAUCGACCUAACCUACCCUAUGUGCAAGCCAUGAUCCACGAAAUCAUUCGCUUUUCGGACAUCCACCCCAUCGGAGUCAUGCACAGCCCCUCUGAAGACACCGAGUUGGAAGGCUUCAAGCUGCCCAAGGGCACCUUCAUCUUCCCUAACUUCCACGCCGUCCACCGUGAUCCCCGUCAUUGGGAGAAACCAGAGGAGCUGUACCCUGAGCAUUGGUUGGACGCCAAUGGUCAAUUUGUUCCCAACCACGAUGGCUUCAUUGCCUUUGGAGCUGGCAAGAGGAAAUGUCCCGGUCAAGAAGUGGCUCAAAUGGAAUUGUUUUCCUUUGUGGCCAACCUCAUUCAGAAGUUCAACUUUUCGUUGCCCGCUUCCGAUUGCGGCACCCUUGAGACCUCAAUGGGAUGUGUGGUGUCACCCAAGCCCUACGAUCUUGUGCUUGAGGCCAGAUAUUAGAUCUUUGGUUAAGAUCUUUUGACACAAGCUCACACACACACACACACACACACACACACACCAUACCUGAGAAACUCAAUGGGAGAACUUUCCCUUCUUGUGACCGCAACCAAUUGUCAGCUCUAUCAAUAUUCAUUCAGAAAUAUCCGUUUAUUCACUUGUUAUAUGCUAUAUACAAUCAGAUUUUUUACAGCUACUUGUUUUCUUCCAUUAUAAGCAUAAGUAGUUUUGUCAAACGUUGAAAUAUAUAUUUCUGCCUUUGCCCUAGAACUCGAGCUAUCAGUUUAAUUGAGUAAAUUUUUGAGAGUCGUUCGCCUAUUUGUGUAAGGAGCAAAUAUUGAGAAUUUUUAUUGCUUGUCAGACUAUUAUCACCAAAUUGAACAAGCAUUAAAAUUUCAU
This is a messenger RNA of Tigriopus californicus, 1950 nucleotides long. Its product is annotated as cytochrome P450 2J4-like. The transcript has a single exon. Gene Ontology annotation, molecular function: iron ion binding; heme binding; oxidoreductase activity, acting on paired donors, with incorporation or reduction of molecular oxygen, reduced flavin or flavoprotein as one donor, and incorporation of one atom of oxygen. Gene Ontology annotation, biological process: xenobiotic metabolic process. The record is from RefSeq and is a predicted model, not a curated record. Gene Ontology annotation, cellular component: cytoplasm; intracellular membrane-bounded organelle. Lineage: Eukaryota; Metazoa; Arthropoda; Copepoda; Harpacticoida; Harpacticidae. The coding region runs from base 76 to 1551 and encodes 491 amino acids.